Messenger RNA from Exophiala aquamarina CBS 119918, 1356 nucleotides. RefSeq lists its product as uncharacterized. The transcript has a single exon. Gene Ontology annotation, molecular function: zinc ion binding. NCBI's taxonomy places the organism in Eukaryota, Fungi, Ascomycota, Eurotiomycetes, Chaetothyriales, Herpotrichiellaceae. Bases 1 to 1356 code for a protein of 451 amino acids. The record is from RefSeq and is a predicted model, not a curated record.
AUGAGUUCUGAAGACUCCGAUACCAGCCUUCUAAAUAACCCCGCUUCCUAUACAUCAGAAAACAAUGCGCCAAGUCAGAGUGAUCCGGAAAGACCUGCAAACCUCUCUCGCACCUCUACUUUCGGCAAGAAAUGUUGGAUAUGUAUGAGUGAAGCAAGUGAAGAUGAUCAGACAAACCCUCCAGUAUGGAGAUCACCGUGCAGAUGCAGUCUGACAGCACAUGAAGAUUGUCUCCUAGACUGGGUGGCCAACCUAGAGGAUCCAAAGACCAUCAGGCGGAAAGGUCCUCCACAGAUCCUCUGUCCGCAGUGCAAGUCGGAAAUUAAGAUUGCAAGACCAAGAAGUUACAUUGUUGAUGCUUAUCGUACAGUCGACAGGUCCUUGGCCAAGCUCGUGUUGCCUGCCGUGGGACUGUCAUUUUUGGGCUCGAUGUGGACGGGAUUAUGGAUUCAUGGAUUCAGCUCCGUCUAUGUGGUGUUUGGUGAAAAGGAAGCCGAACGUCUUUUCAAAUAUGCCUUGUCAUCUCGCCAUUAUGGCGCACUCGCAGCCUAUUCUCUCGUUCCCAUAAAUCUGGUCCUUUCUCGCACCAACUAUGCCGACUUUGUCCUACCAUCAGGCACCCUGUUUAUCUUGUCAACCCAGAUCACUGAGAGGUUCGAAAUCGACAUGACCGUAUGGCCUCCCUUGCCAAGUACUGUGUUCGCAUGUCUGCCCGCCGUGAGAACGGCCUACAAUUGGGUCUAUCAUCAAGCCUUUUGUGAUUUGAAUAAGAAAUGGCUCUCAGAGGUGCAACCCCGUCACCAAGAGCCAGUUGAAGGACAAGAGAACAAUAUAGCAGAUGCAGCAAAUGCAGAAGAGGCAGCGGAAGCGGGAGCUCAUGGAGGGCUUGUCAUCGAGUUUGAUGUUGAUCUGAAUGGUGAUGCCGGAGGUGAUGGUGGAGAUGAGAACGAGGAUGAAGCUGGUGAUCAACCUGCUGGGGGGGAUGGUCAGAACGCUGCUCAGCCUGGAAACAAUCAUGUCCACCGGUUAUUGGGUGAUCGCGGGGAUAUGAUUGUGGAGGGGACAUCGACGAUUGGACAGACUAUCUUUGGCGCGCUGGCGUUCCCUAUCGUGGCAUCUGGGAUGGGCAGUCUCUUGAAGCUUGCACUGCCAUCGGCGUGGCUAGGCUCUGCCAACACCAUGAACGGCCGGCCAGGUCUCCUCCGAACGAAGUGGGGAAGGAGUGUAGUGGGAGGAGCUUUGUUUGUUGUGUUGAAGGAUGCGCUGGUGAUUUAUUGCAGAUGGCGACUGGCUCAGAGUCAUCGGCAGCGGCGAAUCAUGGACUACAACAAGGUGACGAAAAAAUACGUGACAUGA